UGUGGUACUUCUCUCGGCUGCACUUUCCCCUGACUUCGAUUUUCUCCGAGAUCGCAUCUGGUUACUAGAGGCCCUUGGGGACGAUGGGAGCCACUUCUCCAAGGAGCCGGGAGCCUCUCCUGCCGCCAGCGUUCCCUACCUUCUGCCCCGGAGGAGCCCUCCUGGCGAUUCUGGUGCUGCUCGAGCUGCCGGCGGCCUGGGGUCAAUGCCAACCCCCAGUGCACCUUACAUUCGCCAUGCCUACAGAACAGAUUGACAAAGAUGAGUUUCCUGUUGGGACAUCUUUGAAGUAUAAAUGCCGCCUUGGUUACUACAGAAGAGUGUUCUCUAUCACCUGCCUGCAAAACUCUGUCUGGUCAAGCCCUGAAAACAACUGUAGGCGUAAAUCAUGUGGAUCUCUUCCAGACCUCAUAAAUGGCAAAAUGGACAUCAACAAAGACACCCAGUUUGGAUCAACUGUUAAUUAUUUUUGUAAUGAAGGAUACCGACUCAUUGGUAAAUCCUCUGCUGCAUGCAUCAUCUCUGGCAACUCUGUCACCUGGGAUAAUGACCCACCUAUUUGUGAGAGCAUUCCUUGUGGGCCACCCCCGGCCAUCGCCAAUGGAGAUUUCAUUAGCACCGACAGAGAAUACUUUCAAUACGGAACAGUGGUGACCUAUCGCUGCAAUCUUGGAGAGAGAAGGCAGAAGCUGUUUGACCUCGUGGGUGAGCAGUCAAUAUAUUGCACCAGUGAAGACAAUCAAGUUGGCAUCUGGAGUGGCCCUCCCCCUCAGUGCAUUGCACCUAAUAAAUGCACGCCUCCAGUCAUUGAAAAUGGAAUAAGGAUGUCUGAGAACAAAAGCUUAUUUUCUUUACGUGAAAGCGUGAGGUUUAGGUGUCAGCCCGGCUUUGCCAUGAAAGGACCCUCCACUGUUGAAUGCCAGGCCCAAAACAAGUGGGGGCCGGAGUUGCCCAGCUGCUCCAGGGUAUGUCAGCCACCUCCAAAAGUCCCGCAUGGUAAACACACCCCAAGCCACAGGAACAACUUUUCUUCUGGGCAGGAAGUGUUCUACAGCUGUGAGCCUGGCUAUGAUCUCAGAGGGGCUGCUUCUCUGCAUUGUACGCCCCAGGGAGACUGGAGCCCGUCAGCCCCCAAAUGUGCAGUGAAAUCAUGUGCUGACUUCCUGGACCAGUUACCUAAUGGACAUGUACUCUUUCCACUUAAUUUUCAGCUUGGAGCAAAAGUAUCCUUCGUUUGUGAUGAGGGAUUCCAGUUAAAAGGCAGUUCUGCUAGUUACUGUGUCUUGGUUGGAAUGGAAAGCCUUUGGAACAGCAGCAUUCCUGUGUGUGAACAAAUCUUGUGUCCAAAUCCUCCUGAUAUCCUUAAUGGGAGACACACAGGCAAACCUCUGGAAGUCUUUCCUUUUGGAAAAGAAGUCACUUACACAUGUGACCCGCACCCAGAGAGAGGGAUGAUCUUCAGCCUCACUGGGGAGAGCACCAUCCGCUGUACCAGUGACAGUCAAGGGAACGGAAUUUGGAGCAGCCCUGCCCCUCGCUGUGGACCUCCAGGUCACUGUAACACCCCAGAUCACUUUCAGUUUGCCAAGUUGAAACUCCAGACCAAUGAAUCUGAGUUUCCCAUUGGGACAUCUUUAAAGUAUGAAUGCCGCCCUGGGUACCACAGGAAGUCAUUCUCUAUCACGUGUCUACAAAACCUCACGUGGUCAAGUGCCAAAGAUGUCUGUAAACGUAAAUCAUGUAAUACUCCUCCAGAUCCUGUGAACGGUGUGGUGCACAUAGAUACAGACACCCAGUUCGGAUCCAGAAUCAUUUUUGCUUGUAAUAGAGGGUAUCAACUCAUUGGUCACUCAGCUGCUGAAUGUAUUAUCUCAGGCAAUACUGUCUUCUGGGAUUCAGAGCCACCAAUUUGUGAACGCAUUCCUUGUGGGCCACCCCCGGCCAUCGCCAAUGGAGAUUUCAUUAGCACCGACAGAGAAUACUUUCAAUACGGAACAGUGGUGACCUAUCGCUGCAAUCUUGGAGAGAGAAGGCAGAAGCUGUUUGACCUCGUGGGUGAGCAGUCAAUAUAUUGCACCAGUGAAGACAAUCAAGUUGGCAUCUGGAGUGGCCCUCCCCCUCAGUGCAUUGCACCUAAUAAAUGCACGCCUCCAGUCAUUGAAAAUGGAAUAAGGAUGUCUGAGAACAAAAGCUUAUUUUCUUUACGUGAAAGCGUGAGGUUUAGGUGUCAGCCCGGCUUUGCCAUGAAAGGACCCUCCACUGUUGAAUGCCAGGCCCAAAACAAGUGGGGGCCGGAGUUGCCCAGCUGCUCCAGGGUAUGUCAGCCACCUCCAAAAGUCCCGCAUGGUAAACACACCCCAAGCCACAGGAACAACUUUUCUUCUGGGCAGGAAGUGUUCUACAGCUGUGAGCCUGGCUAUGAUCUCAGAGGGGCUGCUUCUCUGCAUUGUACGCCCCAGGGAGACUGGAGCCCGUCAGCCCCCAAAUGUGCAGUGAAAUCAUGUGCUGACUUCCUGGACCAGUUACCUAAUGGACAUGUACUCUUUCCACUUAAUUUUCAGCUUGGAGCAAAAGUAUCCUUCGUUUGUGAUGAGGGAUUCCAGUUAAAAGGCAGUUCUGCUAGUUACUGUGUCUUGGUUGGAAUGGAAAGCCUUUGGAACAGCAGCAUUCCUGUGUGUGAACAAAUCUUGUGUCCAAAUCCUCCUGAUAUCCUUAAUGGGAGACACACAGGCAAACCUCUGGAAGUCUUUCCUUUUGGAAAAGAAGUCACUUACACAUGUGACCCGCACCCAGAGAGAGGGAUGAUCUUCAGCCUCACUGGGGAGAGCACCAUCCGCUGUACCAGUGACAGUCAAGGGAACGGAAUUUGGAGCAGCCCUGCCCCUCGCUGUGGACCUCCAGGUCACUGUAACACCCCAGAUCACUUUCAGUUUGCCAAGUUGAAACUCCAGACCAAUGAAUCUGAGUUUCCCAUUGGGACAUCUUUAAAGUAUGAAUGCCGCCCUGGGUACCACAGGAAGUCAUUCUCUAUCACGUGUCUACAAAACCUCACGUGGUCAAGUGCCAAAGAUGUCUGUAAACGUAAAUCAUGUAAUACUCCUCCAGAUCCUGUGAACGGUGUGGUGCACAUAGAUACAGACACCCAGUUCGGAUCCAGAAUCAUUUUUGCUUGUAAUAGAGGGUAUCAACUCAUUGGUCACUCAGCUGCUGAAUGUAUUAUCUCAGGCAAUACUGUCUUCUGGGAUUCAGAGCCACCAAUUUGUGAACGCAUUCCUUGUGGGCCACCCCCGGCCAUCGCCAAUGGAGAUUUCAUUAGCACCGACAGAGAAUACUUUCAAUACGGAACAGUGGUGACCUAUCGCUGCAAUCUUGGAGAGAGAAGGCAGAAGCUGUUUGACCUCGUGGGUGAGCAGUCAAUAUAUUGCACCAGUGAAGACAAUCAAGUUGGCAUCUGGAGUGGCCCUCCCCCUCAGUGCAUUGCACCUAAUAAAUGCACGCCUCCAGUCAUUGAAAAUGGAAUAAGGAUGUCUGAGAACAAAAGCUUAUUUUCUUUACGUGAAAGCGUGAGGUUUAGGUGUCAGCCCGGCUUUGCCAUGAAAGGACCCUCCACUGUUGAAUGCCAGGCCCAAAACAAGUGGGGGCCGGAGUUGCCCAGCUGCUCCAGGGUAUGUCAGCCACCUCCAAAAGUCCCGCAUGGUAAACACACCCCAAGCCACAGGAACAACUUUUCUUCUGGGCAGGAAGUGUUCUACAGCUGUGAGCCUGGCUAUGAUCUCAGAGGGGCUGCUUCUCUGCAUUGUACGCCCCAGGGAGACUGGAGCCCGUCAGCCCCCAAAUGUGCAGUGAAAUCAUGUGCUGACUUCCUGGACCAGUUACCUAAUGGACAUGUACUCUUUCCACUUAAUUUUCAGCUUGGAGCAAAAGUAUCCUUCGUUUGUGAUGAGGGAUUCCAGUUAAAAGGCAGUUCUGCUAGUUACUGUGUCUUGGUUGGAAUGGAAAGCCUUUGGAACAGCAGCAUUCCUGUGUGUGAACAAAUCUUGUGUCCAAAUCCUCCUGAUAUCCUUAAUGGGAGACACACAGGCAAACCUCUGGAAGUCUUUCCUUUUGGAAAAGAAGUCACUUACACAUGUGACCCGCACCCAGAGAGAGGGAUGAUCUUCAGCCUCACUGGGGAGAGCACCAUCCGCUGUACCAGUGACAGUCAAGGGAACGGAAUUUGGAGCAGCCCUGCCCCUCGCUGUGGACCUCCAGGUCACUGUAACACCCCAGAUCACUUUCAGUUUGCCAAGUUGAAACUCCAGACCAAUGAAUCUGAGUUUCCCAUUGGGACAUCUUUAAAGUAUGAAUGCCGCCCUGGGUACCACAGGAAGUCAUUCUCUAUCACGUGUCUACAAAACCUCACGUGGUCAAGUGCCAAAGAUGUCUGUAAACGUAAAUCAUGUAAUACUCCUCCAGAUCCUGUGAACGGUGUGGUGCACAUAGAUACAGACACCCAGUUCGGAUCCAGAAUCAUUUUUGCUUGUAAUAGAGGGUAUCAACUCAUUGGUCACUCAGCUGCUGAAUGUAUUAUCUCAGGCAAUACUGUCUUCUGGGAUUCAGAGCCACCAAUUUGUGAACGCAUUCCUUGUGGGCCACCCCCGGCCAUCGCCAAUGGAGAUUUCAUUAGCACCGACAGAGAAUACUUUCAAUACGGAACAGUGGUGACCUAUCGCUGCAAUCUUGGAGAGAGAAGGCAGAAGCUGUUUGACCUCGUGGGUGAGCAGUCAAUAUAUUGCACCAGUGAAGACAAUCAAGUUGGCAUCUGGAGUGGCCCUCCCCCUCAGUGCAUUGCACCUAAUAAAUGCACGCCUCCAGUCAUUGAAAAUGGAAUAAGGAUGUCUGAGAACAAAAGCUUAUUUUCUUUACGUGAAAGCGUGAGGUUUAGGUGUCAGCCCGGCUUUGCCAUGAAAGGACCCUCCACUGUUGAAUGCCAGGCCCAAAACAAGUGGGGGCCGGAGUUGCCCAGCUGCUCCAGGGUAUGUCAGCCACCUCCAAAAGUCCCGCAUGGUAAACACACCCCAAGCCACAGGAACAACUUUUCUUCUGGGCAGGAAGUGUUCUACAGCUGUGAGCCUGGCUAUGAUCUCAGAGGGGCUGCUUCUCUGCAUUGUACGCCCCAGGGAGACUGGAGCCCGUCAGCCCCCAAAUGUGCAGUGAAAUCAUGUGCUGACUUCCUGGACCAGUUACCUAAUGGACAUGUACUCUUUCCACUUAAUUUUCAGCUUGGAGCAAAAGUAUCCUUCGUUUGUGAUGAGGGAUUCCAGUUAAAAGGCAGUUCUGCUAGUUACUGUGUCUUGGUUGGAAUGGAAAGCCUUUGGAACAGCAGCAUUCCUGUGUGUGAACAAAUCUUGUGUCCAAAUCCUCCUGAUAUCCUUAAUGGGAGACACACAGGCAAACCUCUGGAAGUCUUUCCUUUUGGAAAAGAAGUCACUUACACAUGUGACCCGCACCCAGAGAGAGGGAUGAUCUUCAGCCUCACUGGGGAGAGCACCAUCCGCUGUACCAGUGACAGUCAAGGGAACGGAAUUUGGAGCAGCCCUGCCCCUCGCUGUGGACCUCCAGGUCACUGUAACACCCCAGAUCACUUUCAGUUUGCCAAGUUGAAACUCCAGACCAAUGAAUCUGAGUUUCCCAUUGGGACAUCUUUAAAGUAUGAAUGCCGCCCUGGGUACCACAGGAAGUCAUUCUCUAUCACGUGUCUACAAAACCUCACGUGGUCAAGUGCCAAAGAUGUCUGUAAACGUAAAUCAUGUAAUACUCCUCCAGAUCCUGUGAACGGUGUGGUGCACAUAGAUACAGACACCCAGUUCGGAUCCAGAAUCAUUUUUGCUUGUAAUAGAGGGUAUCAACUCAUUGGUCACUCAGCUGCUGAAUGUAUUAUCUCAGGCAAUACUGUCUUCUGGGAUUCAGAGCCACCAAUUUGUGAACGCAUUCCUUGUGGGCCACCCCCGGCCAUCGCCAAUGGAGAUUUCAUUAGCACCGACAGAGAAUACUUUCAAUACGGAACAGUGGUGACCUAUCGCUGCAAUCUUGGAGAGAGAAGGCAGAAGCUGUUUGACCUCGUGGGUGAGCAGUCAAUAUAUUGCACCAGUGAAGACAAUCAAGUUGGCAUCUGGAGUGGCCCUCCCCCUCAGUGCAUUGCACCUAAUAAAUGCACGCCUCCAGUCAUUGAAAAUGGAAUAAGGAUGUCUGAGAACAAAAGCUUAUUUUCUUUACGUGAAAGCGUGAGGUUUAGGUGUCAGCCCGGCUUUGCCAUGAAAGGACCCUCCACUGUUGAAUGCCAGGCCCAAAACAAGUGGGGGCCGGAGUUGCCCAGCUGCUCCAGGGUAUGUCAGCCACCUCCAGAAGUCCUGCAUGGUAAACACACUCCAAGCCACAAGAACAACUUUUCUUCUGGGCAGGAAGUGUUCUACAGCUGUGAGCCUGGCUAUGAUCUCAGUGGGGCUGCUUCUCUGCACUGUACGCCCCAGGGAGACUGGAGCCCGGAAGCUCCCAGAUGUGCAGUGAAAUCAUGUGCUGACUUCCUGGACCAACUUCCUAAUGGACAUGUGCUCUUUCCACUUAAUUUCCACCUUGGGGCAAAAGUGUCCUUCAUUUGUGAUGAGGGGUUCCAGUUAAAGGGAAGCUCAGCCAGUUACUGUAUCUUGGUUGGAACAAAAAGCCUUUGGAAUAACAGUGUUCCUGUGUGUGAACGAAAAUCAUGUGGAAAACCUCCAGAACCCUUCAAUGGCAUGGUUUAUAUAAACACAGAUACCCAGUUUGGAUCAACAGUUAAUUAUUCAUGUAAUAAAGGGUAUCGACUCAUUGGUUCCCCUUCUGCUACUUGUCUCCUCUCAGGCAUUGAUGUCACUUGGGAUAAAAAGGCACCUAUUUGUGAGAAAGUAAAGUGUAGCCUCCCACAGAUUAUGAAUGGAAUCAAGAAGGAACUGAAAAUAAGAAAAGUAUAUCACUCUGGAGAUAAUGUAACUUUGGAGUGUGAAGAUGGGUAUACUCUGGAAGGCAGUCCCUGGAGUCAGUGCCAGGAAGAUGACCUGUGGGACCCUCCUCUGGCCAUAUGUACCUCUCGCACGAGUGAUGAGCUCAUAGCUGGCAUGUUCUUUGGUAUGAUCCUCUUGAUUUUACCUGUCAUUGUUUCCUGUUUGAUAAUUCUAAAGCGCAAAAAAGGCAACAAUACAGAUGAAAACUUGAAAGAAGCAGUUAUCCAUCUGCAUCCCAAAGAAGGCAGUGGUGUCCAUCCUCAUACUCUGCAAACAAAUCAGGAAAAUAUCAGUGUCCUUCCUUGACAAAGUACUAUAAAGCUGGAGAACACCUCCAAUUAAAAUGUUGAUUGGAAAAGAGCCAAUUCAUUUCAACAGAAUAAGAUCUGAGACUCAUAAAAUCUUUGAAGUGACUUCACAGAGAUGCAAACAUGUGCACUUGAAGAUGCUGAACCUCUACCAGUACCUAGUGGAGCACCCUCCUCUUAGCUUGGAUUAUGGUCACCCCUUCACCCUCUUCUCUUGUGCAGAAAGCACACAUUAUCUAGUCAGGGGAAAGC
Messenger RNA from Orcinus orca (killer whale), 7576 nucleotides. It is a transcript of the gene CR1, whose product is annotated as complement C3b/C4b receptor 1 (Knops blood group). The record is from RefSeq and is a predicted model, not a curated record. The transcript is spliced from 47 exons. Bases 84 to 7322 code for a protein of 2412 amino acids. Gene Ontology annotation, biological process: negative regulation of complement activation, classical pathway. Lineage: Eukaryota; Metazoa; Chordata; Mammalia; Artiodactyla; Delphinidae.